UCUCAUGCGCCACUCGCAUGGACGAGGCGUAGCGACAACUCACGUAUGUUUGCUCUCUCUCUCUCUUGGACUUCGCAGCGUGUUUCACUGAGUGGAUUUCAUGAAAGACAAACCCACGGACGCGAUCAAAACAUCUACCGUCGCCCACGAACGAUUUGGAGAACUUCUACGGAGCAGAUGUUUCUUCUUCCUGUCACGUGACGCGCCUGAAGCCGCCGACUGAAAUGGCGCACAGCGGGUCAGAUGCGGGUGAGACUUGGCCGGACGGAGUUUCCGAGGCGAUGGACCUGCUUCGGAUAGACGUGGGGGCCGAUGUGGGGGAGGAGAGGCCGGCGAGAGAAGCUGCCCUGUUUUCCAGGAAUGUAUUGAGGAAGCAGCGGCACUGGGAGAGGCAGCUUGCAGCCAAGAAAAGCAAGAGGAAAGAAGAGAAGCAGAGGAGGAAGCUCAACCGAGAGCCGGAGGCCGAUAAUCCUGAGUUCAGCAAACGAGUCAUGAAAGCGAUCACCAAAGAGCGGUUGGCCGAGGCCCGGUCCACGGGGCUCAAACUCUGCGUGGACCUGAGCAUGACCGACGGCAUGUCCGACAAGGAGGUGAGUCGCCUCGCCGGCCAGCUGAGGAGGCUGUACGGGUCCAACAAGAAGGCGGCUCGGCCGUUCCACCUCCUCCUGACGGACCUGGUGGAGGGCGGCCGGCUCUACAGAGAGUGCCUUCGGAUGAACGAGGGCUUCCUCAACUACAUGAUUGACAUGACAGAAGAAAGCUGUCUGGACCUUUUUCCUCCAGAGACUGUCGUCUACCUCACGCCAGAUGCAGAAGAAGCUUUAGAGACGGUGGACGCCGACAAGGUUUACGUCCUCGGUGGCCUUGUGGACGAAAGCAUCAGGAAGACGCUGAGCUUGUCUAGAGCCAGAGAACUGAGCGUUCACACGGCGCGGCUUCCCAUAAACGAGCACAUGGUGAAAAACAACAACGCCAAGAAUUUCCACUCCAAGAUCCUGGCAAUAAAUCAAGUGUUUGACAUCUUGUUGACCUUCAGCGCCACCGGCAGCUGGACCGAAGCCCUGCAGGCCUGCUUCCCCCCGGGGAAGGGCUACGCUGUGAAAGCAUCAUUCACCCGCGAUUCACCGUGAACUUUCUCUGCAUCCUCCCCAACUACCCGAGGGGAGCUUUUGCAACUUGAUGAGGAACUUGUUAAAAAAAAAAAAAGACAGGACCAUUUUGUUCGACAUUCCUUCGUGUUGUUUACAUUGAAAAUAAGAAGUCGUCACAUGUCUAUUACUACUGAUUUAGAGGCAGGAAUUUAAUAAAACCAAUGUGCUUUUGUA
Molecule: messenger RNA, 1325 nt
Organism: Pungitius pungitius (ninespine stickleback)
Lineage: Eukaryota; Metazoa; Chordata; Actinopteri; Perciformes; Gasterosteidae
Gene: trmt10b
Product: tRNA methyltransferase 10B
Exons: 8
Coding region: 225-1130 (301 amino acids)
Biological process (GO): tRNA N1-guanine methylation
Cellular component (GO): nucleoplasm; nucleus
Molecular function (GO): tRNA binding
Source: RefSeq, a predicted model, not a curated record